Messenger RNA from Maylandia zebra (zebra mbuna), 5585 nucleotides. RefSeq names its product ras homolog family member Ua (gene rhoua). Gene Ontology annotation, molecular function: GTPase activity; GTP binding. Lineage: Eukaryota; Metazoa; Chordata; Actinopteri; Cichliformes; Cichlidae. Gene Ontology annotation, biological process: small GTPase-mediated signal transduction. The record is from RefSeq and is a predicted model, not a curated record.
CUGUCCGUUGGACGUCUGGACGGACAUAGACUCAGACCAGCGGCCAACGUUAAUUCAUCCUCCGCUCUUAGAAUCGGACUCUCAUUAAUAAUUUAAUAAAUCAUGACGCUUAAAGGGGCUGUGUUGGGUGAGCCUCGGGUCCAACCUUGGUGAUUUAACCAUGGUAACUAAAAGGAAGAGGGCUUCGGCUACCACAUAAAGUCAGUUGACAAACUGUGGCGGACGUUAACGGAAGAAUGGACGGAGUGAAAACUGGCCCUCAACAGGACUGAACCUCCCGCCCGGGUCUCCUCGGGCUCCAUGUCACCCUCCUCUCCGUGCCAGAUGCCCCAGCGGGGCGAUGGCUGCUACAAGCCGGCACCGGUGUCCCCUGCUCCGCCUGUGCCCCCGCGGAGGGUCCGGAGCCGGGACAGAGGCUCGGGCAGGACGCGGCGAUCCGCGGCAGGGUCAGCGGGAGCCGGAGCAGCGGAGAAGCGGGUGAAGUGCGUCCUGGUCGGGGACGGGGCUGUGGGGAAAACCAGCCUGGUGGUCAGCUACACCACCAACGGCUAUCCAACCGAGUACGUCCCGACUGCGUUUGACAACUUCUCAGCGGUGGUAUCAGUGGACGGGCAGCCAGUUAAACUACAACUCUGUGACACAGCUGGACAGGAUGAGUUCGACAAGCUGCGCCCUCUGUGUUACACCAGUGCAGAUGUGUUCCUGCUGUGCUUCAGCGUCGUCAGCCCUGCCUCAUUUCAGAACGUUCCUGAGAAGUGGGUACCAGAGAUUCGGAAACACGCCCCCUUUGCGCCGCUGGUUCUUGUCGGGACGCAGUGUGAUCUCAGAGAGGAUGUCAAGGUCCUCAUUGAUCUGGCGAAGUACCGUGAAAGACCCGUGGACCCAGUGGAUGCCCAGGACUGUGCGAUGGAGAUUGGAGCAGUGGCCUACUUAGAGUGCUCUUCGCUGACCCAAAAAAAUCUCAAGGAAGUGUUUGACACAGCCAUAUUGGCCAGCCUGCAGAACUACAGCUCCCAUAAGCACCAAAGGGGGAAAAAGAAACGCAGAAAAAAGCAAAGACAGACACCGGACAAGAUGAAAAGUCUGUCAAAGUCGUGGUGGAGAAGGUACUGUUGUGUGGCUUAGAGGAGACUUUAUUCUUGUCUGAUUCAGCUGGGUUUUAGUUGACAAGCACAGAAAGGUGGUUUUCUCUUUAAAAGGAGACGGAUACAGGACCUCUCCUGGACUGCGGCUGGGAAGUGUCACAGAUGUAAAAUAUUUUGUUUUUAGCCCCCAUUCUGGAUUCUGGAUGAGAUUUACUACUGAGCCUCCCUGCAGGAGAAGGUGGUGCUGUGUCUCCUGGAAUUAAACUGGCAUGAACCAGUUCUAUUGUGGGACUAGCAGAAGAUGUGAUAAUAUUGUUCAGGAUUAGACUGGUACAGAUUUGAACAGGAACUUGGAACUGUGUUUUCUCUGGAGUUAGAUCCAACCUAUAAUGGAUUUAUGCAGCCUGGUUACAAACCCUGGAGGGGAACUGGACUGUCUUCAGAAUAUAAUUGUUAUUAUUGGUGGCUUAAAAACUGUGCGUCCAAUUCCUGGUCCUUUUUUUAAAUUGCUUCUAAAUUUAGUCUGGUUUCAGAUGCCCAUGAUUAGAAAGAACUGCUAACUGAAAUAGACCGGACCAGACCAAACGUUGUCAUUUUGGAGUUUCUGACCCAGACAAUGAUCAGUGGCUAUAAUUAUAGUCAGAACAAGUCCAACCCUCAGUUAAUUUUAGAGCUGCUUUUUAUAACUGGGGCCAUUGUUAUUCAUAAUGAAAAAAAAAACUUUAUUAAACUGUUAAGUAUUUCCUGGUGACACACAUGUUUAGUCUAUAACCUGGAUCAGGUUUUCCCCUUUUAUUAUAGUGCUGAUCUGGACAAUUAUGCUGUUAGAUCUGGCAUGAAAUUAAGCAUAGUUUUCAGCGUGUCCUGACAGAAAAAGGUUCGGUGAGGCUUAGGCUUUGGAUAGGUGCCAAUCAUGUCUUUCUUCUUGUGCUUUGAUCAAAAGUGAGAUUUCAAAGAAUAAGGAGCCAGAUAAUGAAGAAAAAAUCAUAAUAUGUUAAAAAGCAUGUCUGAAUAUCCACUGCUCUCUAAUAGCAAGUUGUAUCUUUAGUCAAGAAGAUACAACCUGGAUCCAGGACUCAGUGACCCACUUUGGGUUUCCACUGGUAGCUGUGGUAUUUUAUCAUCUUCAUCUAGCCCCCAUUAUCACUGAAAGACUGAACAAUCUGUUAAAAUAGAGUGGUACCGGUGUGGCGUGGUUAAAUAUAAAUCUCUGCACUGUGCUGGUGACUGGUGCUUGACCUUAAUCGGGCAGGAGGACAUUUUGUAAUUCAUGAUCGCAUUGUUCCACAAACGAGAACGUUGCUCAGUGCAGUACUCAAGUGGCUCUUUUCACAUGGAAAUGAAGAAUUCAGUUUAAAACUGAGACAUUCGAAUCUAAAUCAUCUACAGGCACAAGCUGCAAGGCAGGCAAAUAAAAGCCAAUUGAUGUUAGAUAUUUGUUCUGCUUGAUGUGGGUUUGAUUUAUCUUUGCAGACACUUAAACAACCUUAACUAUGAGCACGUAAUGUAAUUAAACCCACGCAGUGCUCUUUGCAUGUGCUUGUUUCUGUAAGUUUGCAAAAAAAAAAGAAAAAAAAGAAAGUGACUUCACCUUUUUUUUUUAAAAAUGCAAUUAAGACUGUGAAGUUUGAAUUUUCUACUAGCAAUGUUAACCAUCCGUUUUUCUGCCCUCACUGUUAUAGCCAACCCUGUGUUUACUGUUUUCUGUGAUAGUGCUUGCAGGCUGUCCUCUCUCAAAUAGAUGUAGCUUUAUGUGUUGUAAAGCAGCAAUAAAAACAAAAGUGAAGAUGGAAAACAUGUGGCUGUCACACACUCAGCUGCCACACCUUCCUUCGUACACCAUAGUUACUAAACCGAGAGCACAGACCAGCAGGGUCUGUUUUAUUUUUCUUCAGUGUCUCCGUCUAAAAAGGCCCGUUGUAUUAAAGUCACUGCAGCAGACAGGAAAGAGCACAAUGUUUGUUAUGCCAUUUUGUAGCAUAAAACACAAUUAUUCAUAGAGAUCAGACAUGAACACUGUCAUAGCUGCAUUUCAAAAUUUGGAAGUUUUAUCUAACUUCCCAGUUAAAUGUCAGAAUUUAUUAGAAAAAAAAAGAUAACUAUAUUAUGAAAAACAGAUUUAUUAUUUGACUGACGCAUUUCAGCUUGCGGCCUUCAUAAAACAUAUCACAGACCAGAUUCUAAACAGCACAGAGUAAAAAUAUAUACAAGAGCCAGCAUACAUAUCCACCAAUGAGGCACCAAAAAGGAUGGCCUGGGCAAAUGGUUUAAAGCUCAGGGUCUUAAAAUUGUUUAAAAGAUUUGAUUUAAUGACAUAUUUUCCUUCUUGUAUUGUUAGUGACAUAAAAAUAACUGAGGCUGUGGAUGUGUGAAGUUACAAUGAUAUCAGGCCCAUGUAAGAUGUAACUGACAGGUAUUUUGGCUUUUAAGCGUGGUGUGAAAACCUUGUACAGUUCUCAAAAAUAAGCAUUUUCCCCCAAAGAACUACCCCGCAUCACAUCUGUGGCCAUUGGGUUCUUUACUGGUGUGAAGCAGAGUAAGCCAUGUUGUGCCUGGGAAGUUCAAUUCAUUUUAAUAAUGAGACUUUUAUUUAGAUUAAAAUAUCCACAGUUUGGAAUCCACGUAGUGUUUUCUGUCAGAGUUGCAUAUUUUCAGCCAAUUAGUAAAUUACACUCUUGUGCUCAUUUUCAGCUUCAUAAUUAUUCUUGGACUCUAGAGUAGCUUUGCAUGAGUCACAGUUCAAAAUAAUCCUUAUGUUUCUUGCACUGGGCCUUCUGUCAUCUUCUGUCUGAAACAAACUGUUUUUAGGCCCUUUCAACCUUUUUUGGAUUCCUCUUGUAAACAGAAGGUCUGAAAAGUUUGGCAGGUGGGUGGAGCUUCUGUGCUCAGAAAUUACCAUAUUAAAGUCAUCACCUCUCAGUGACAUCAUAAAGAUCCAAGAGUAAAAAAACAGCCUCAGCCUUUGGGCUCACAGGGAUAUCUGAUGUCAUUAUUUGAAAAUUUGCCUGUGUUUAAUACGACCAUCCAUGAGUGUAACAGUUGAUGUAUAACAGAAAAUAAGAAAAAGCAAAACAGAUCAGCUUUAGAAUGGGUUUUACUAGAGCUGCUUGGUAGCUUUCUAUUGAAGAUGUUACAGUGGAGACUGAAUGGUUUCACUGUUUCACGGUGUUUUAGGCUUGAUAGCAAACGCAUUGUUUCUUGCAGGGGAAAAGGCAUAAUAGGUUACUUGUCUUGCUGUUUGUGUGCAGUCUUGGCUGAUGGUGCAGUAAAGUAGGCUAAAGGUCAUGCAGAGUCUUUAUCAUAGCUUGUGUUUCCCUUUAUCAGCUUUUACCUAGUUUAAAUUUUCUGGAAAGUAGGAUGUUUGCUCACUGCAGUCUUUCAGUAAAUAUACUUUUUUUUAAAAAAAUGUAUACCUACUGAAAUACAUUAAAUCAACAUAUUCUUACAUAGGUCUGAGUUGGAUUUGAGGAUAAAUCCUCCUUGAUGAUUUUUUCUCCUCCUUAUACAUUAAAAUUUGAUUCCAUAAAGCAUGCAAAUUAUGCCACUCUGUUCAUGACUGACUGAUUAAUAGGAUAUUACAAUUCAAACUGCUGUCAUGUGAUACAACUUUUAAUGUGUAAGACUGACUGUGCUACCAGAAAACAGCAUAGAUUAAGUUUUACUUCUUUUAGCUGCCCCCUCCCCCCUUUUCCCCCAAGUGUUCAACAGCAGCAUGCACCCUGCACUGUAUGAUGGAUGUAAGGAAUUGCAAUGUAGAACAGAUCGGUCUCGGGAAGUGAGCAGUGUUUAAAGACAGUCAGAGAAGACAUGUGGUGUGCUGGUAUUCUUCUAAAGCUAAGACAGAAAUGUUCUGUGUUUGGAGCAGGUCCAAAGUCAGGAGUUUUAUAGGUGUUAUUGAGCUAUGAGUUUUCAGAGAUGUGGUUGAGUUUAGCUAUUGCAGUAGAUUUGGUGCUGGAACUGGAUUCCAGAGUGACCUAAUUAUCCCUGCUGAGGACACUUAUCAAUAAGUAACUUGUGUAGUGCUAUUGGAUAGCAAGUUAAAGUCAUCCAAUAGGAAAAUGUUUGAGUCAGACUACAACAAGAACUGAUCCUCUGUUUACUUUAGGUCUAAAUGUGCAACUUCAUGCACAUUUAGACCUAACUGGGCACUAAAUGCCCAUGUUGACCUAAUUUCUGAUUGCACAAGACUGCACCACGUGGUUAUGUGAGUGUAAACAGAAGCAUUGCCAAACAGAAGGUCUCAUUUUUGAGGUUCAAUUGUUUUACUGAGGUUGAUACCCCCUAGAGGACACCUGAGCUCACUCACAUGAGACACCAGCUGAAAGCUUCUCUUAGGAAACUAGUCCACUGAGCCUGUGUGAAGCGCCAGUGUUUUCAUUUUCUCUGCAUAUAAAAACACUGCUACAAUUCUCUGUUUAACCGAGGGCUUUGGUUUGUGUUUGAUAUAUUUGUACAGAUGUUUUAUACCCUGAGAAAUAAAGAAUAUUUGGUAUAAAAAUA